GAUUAUUAAAAUAAUUAAGUGAAAAUGGUAGUUAAUAAAUCAGUACAGUCAAAUGCCGAAGGCGAUAAUCUACGUAAAUUAUUUUUGGGUGGCUUAUCACCAAAUUCUACGGAAGAUACUUUACGAAUGUUCUAUCAACAAUUUGGUGAAGUAAUUGAUGUUACAGUAAGACGUGAUCCAACUACCGGACGUUCCCGGGGUUUUGGUUUUGUUACGUUUGUUGAUGCCACCUGCGUUGACAAGGCACAGGCAGCCAGGCCACAUGUAGUUGAUGGAAAGACGGUGGAUUCCAAACGUGUUAUUAUUGAAACUGAUCAAAAAACAAAAGGGACGGGACGGAAAAUCUUCGUAGGCGGCCUUAAAGCAAUACAUGAUGAAGAUUCUCUUAGACAACAUUUUCAGCAAUUUGGAAAGAUUUUGGGCGUUAAAGUGCUCAUUGACCGCAACACCGGUCGAAAUCGUGGAUUUGCCUAUGUGGAAUUUGAAGAUUAUGAUUCGGCAGAUAAGGCCGUAGCACAUCAAAAUCACGUUAUUAAAUAUCUAAAGGUAGAUGUCAAGAAAUCCAAUUACAAACCGGAUCCAUCAAAAUAUCAGAAUCCAAAUGGUUACGGUGGAUAUGCGGGUGCCCAGCCCGCCGCCUAUCCUCCACCUGCCUAUGCUGCACCAUAUGGCUAUCCACCGCCAGCAUAUGGUGCCCCAGCAUGGGGUGCACCACCGCCACCUGGAGCUCCGGGUGCAUAUCCGCCACCACAACCAGCAGCCGGUGCUCCAGCUGGAUAUCCCCAGCAACCACCACCGGCGUAUGGUGCUCCUCCAGCCUGGAACGGUUGGGGUUAUGGAGCACCACCAGCCGCAGCAGCACCUCCUCAACCAGCACAACCACCCGUCAAUGGAUGGAAUAAUGCUGCUGCUGCUCCUCCGCCAGCAAAUCAACCAUUUGGAAACUAUCAACAAUCAUAUAAUGGUGGCCCCGAAAAAGGUGGUCGAUUACAGAACAAUCGUAUGGCACCGUAUAAAUCUUAA
Messenger RNA from Musca vetustissima, 1023 nucleotides. RefSeq names its product ribonucleoprotein RB97D-like. Gene Ontology annotation, molecular function: RNA binding. The record is from RefSeq and is a predicted model, not a curated record. Lineage: Eukaryota; Metazoa; Arthropoda; Insecta; Diptera; Muscidae. The transcript has 4 exons. Gene Ontology annotation, biological process: regulation of gene expression. Gene Ontology annotation, cellular component: nucleoplasm. Bases 25 to 1023 code for a protein of 332 amino acids.